Messenger RNA from Penicillium canariense, 1770 nucleotides. RefSeq lists its product as uncharacterized. Gene Ontology annotation, molecular function: transmembrane transporter activity. Lineage: Eukaryota; Fungi; Ascomycota; Eurotiomycetes; Eurotiales; Aspergillaceae. Bases 1 to 1770 code for a protein of 589 amino acids. The record is from RefSeq and is a predicted model, not a curated record. Gene Ontology annotation, biological process: transmembrane transport. The transcript is spliced from 3 exons.
AUGGCGCGCGUCAAAUCUGGUAACAUCCGUCGCGCCAAAUUACUGCCUUUUGGACUUCACUCGGAUUCGUUUUCGAUUGUCGACCUACUAACCCUCACCAUGGACUUCGGACCACCCGACGGACAUGUCGGUCGACACAGGCUGGUUGUGAUAGUUUCCUUGUCCAUCGUCAGCUUUCUGAGCGCCUUCGAUUCAACCGUUUUCCCUCCAGUCCUGCCAACUAUAGCAAAAGACUUGCACGGGAAUUCAACCGAUACCUUCUGGGUGGGAACAGCCUACCUACUGCCCUGUGCCGCCCUCCAACCUUUUCUGUGCGCCCUUUCCGAUGUAUACGGCCGUCGCUCUAUCCUUCUACUCUCAAUUACCCUCUUUGCGAUCGGGUCAGUGGUUGGAGCCGUCGCCAACAAUAUGGCAACCAUUCUCGCCGGUCGGACAAUUCAAGGCAUCGGGGGUGGCGGCCUCAUCCCUCUCCCGAUGAUUGUUAUGACGGAUAUAUUCCCUUUGCGUGAACGACCUAAAUAUACCGCCUACGUUCAGCUAUUCUCCGCAAUUGGUAUUAUCAUCGGGCCUGUGAUGGGAGGCCUGUUUACCCAACAUGCAGCAAACCAUGGUGGUUGGCGCUGGGUAUUUUACGUCAACUUUCCAUUUUGUCUGAUUGCAUUUCUCGCCCUCUAUUUCGCACUCCGGAAAAUGAAAGUUACUCGAGCCAGCUAUCGCAACAUUGAUUGGGGGGGCUCGUUCCUUUUCACGGCAAGCAUGGUCUGCUUUUUAAUGGGUCUGUCAUGGGGUGGAACUCUCUACAAAUGGAACAGCUACCGGACUUUGCUGCCCCUGUGUCUUGGAGCAGUAGGAAUAGGCUGUACCUUAAUAUGGGAGUGCUAUGGUGCGAGCUGGCCCUUUCUGCCUCUGUCUGUUCUCAAGAGCCGCGCAUCGAUCGCAGUAUACCUUUCAUCACUCAUCCAGGGAAUUUCGAUGUUCGGCAUUCUCUAUUAUAUUACCUUCUACCUUGAGGUGGUGCAGAAGCUGUCUCCAACAAAGACCGGGGCCGAAAUUCUGGCACUCUCUGCGACAAUGGUUCCAGCUGGUCUGAUAACCGCGAUAUUGAUUUCGAAAUCCGGCAAAUACAAAUGGGCGCAAUGGAAAGGUUGGGUUGUGUCUGCCUUGGCCACUGGCCUUCUCUGUCGUUUGGACACGGAGACAAAGAAAGGCUUCUGGAUAGGUGCCAUGAUACUUCUGGGACUCGGCCAUGGAAUUCUCUUCAACAGCAUUCUCUUCGCCGCGCAAGCCGUUGUGCCUGCCAAAAAUGUCGCAUACGCUGCCACUCUCUAUACCUUCUUCCGCACCAUGGGUUAUGCUGUUGGAGUUGUAGUUGGAUCCACGACGCUGGAAAACGUCAUGGCCGAUUACUUGAAAGAUCACGGCUUCCCUGCACAGAAAGCACAGGAGAUAUCGGCUCACAUUGGGCCCUUGAAGGACCUGUCCGCAGGAUCUGGACAUGAAGAGAUUAUCCUGCAAUCUUAUGUGCACGGUCUGCGCGGGGUGUUUAUGGCACUUACAUGUCUGGCAGGUUUAGGUCUAAUCACUACCUUUUUCGUGCCCCAAGCCAGCAUGGAUCAGCCGCUGGAGUCUGAUCAUCAGCUGGAGCUGCUAAGGGCGGAGCCGGAUCCUCCCACUCCCUCACUUAGAGAUUACAGGUCGGAAUCAAACGUGACAGUGCACUCCGUUCAGGGUAAAACCGAGAAUGCCGUUGAGUUGCAUAGAGUCAUCUAA